This is a messenger RNA of Anopheles stephensi (Asian malaria mosquito), 17548 nucleotides long. It is a transcript of the gene Obsc, whose product is annotated as obscurin. Gene Ontology annotation, molecular function: guanyl-nucleotide exchange factor activity; axon guidance receptor activity; protein kinase activity. Gene Ontology annotation, biological process: synapse organization; homophilic cell-cell adhesion; protein phosphorylation. The record is from RefSeq and is a predicted model, not a curated record. The transcript is spliced from 32 exons. Gene Ontology annotation, cellular component: plasma membrane; neuronal cell body; axon. NCBI's taxonomy places the organism in Eukaryota, Metazoa, Arthropoda, Insecta, Diptera, Culicidae. The coding region runs from base 546 to 16916 and encodes 5456 amino acids.
AACCGCCCGAACGCAGAUCUGCAAAUUUCUCGUCACCGUGAUCGAGAGCCAACGAAACACGGCGCACACGGGACGAUUCAGUUUCAGUCGAGCUUUCGAGCAGUAAAUUUUCCCCCUCGUAUCAGGCGAUAAAUAGAUCAAUCUAAACCCCGAACGCCGUUCCGAUUGAAUACUCGCGCGUGUUGGUGCAGUAGUAGUGCUGUGUAGUAGUAAUAGUAUCUAAUGCGCAGUGUGUGAGUGUACCUAGUGCACUGAAAAUUACCGGCAAAAGUUCUCCCCUCCCCUGGUUAGUGUAUUAGUGUGUGUGUGUGUGUGUGCGAGGAGUUAUUUAAUGCUACUGCAUUCUUUCUGAACUAAACAUUCGGACCAUCUCGGAAAAUCAUCCUCUCCAUCGGCAAGUGAUAAGCUCUUCGAUUCCGUUUCCCUCCUAGCCGGCCUUGAGGCCGGGAAAUUCCUCGUUGCUCUUUGCUCUCUUCCUCCACCCUCCCUGUUUACCCCUGUUGUUUGCUUCUUACGAGUAGCGUCAUCCCAGGUCCACCGUCAGCAUGACGCUGAAAGAUGAAAUACUGACCGCCGAUGUCAAACCUGACUUCGGCGUGUCCUAUAGCAAGGAAGACAUCGUGCUACCAUCGAAACGUCCGAACCGCGCAUCUCAGGCGUCCCCAGCCGAACCUGCAACACAGCCCUCCCAGCAGCAGCGUGCACGGGAGCCCGACUGUGUUGCGGCCCAUCGUCCUGAGUCACAGCGACUGGCGACGAGGCCGAUCUAUCACUACCGUCCAUGCAACACGACGUCCUCCGGGCUGCGCUACUCCAACGAUCCCAACGAAUCCGACGACGAUAACCCUAGCGAGGGAUUUAAGAUGUACGAUAUUUUGGUUGUGAACAAAAACUACGAUGCCGAAGGACCGGACUCGAUCUCGGUGCGAAUUGGCGAUCUGGUCGAGGUACUCGACAUGGGCGAUUCGGCAGUCAAUGCGGCAAAGAAGCCUAAGCUCGAUCCGCAGAUGAACAUCGGUCAGACCGAGGAUCGGCUCGACAGCUCGGCCUCGCGGCACAAGCUGGCGGUGAAGCCGAAGAAGAACCACCAGAGCUCGUCCCAUCGACGUAGCGUCAGUCCACAGCCACCGUAUCAACCGAAACCGAACGAGAAGUGGAAAGUACGAAUCUUCGAUGGUGAUGACAAUGCCAAAGCCGGCUGGAUACCGGUGUCGGUGCUGGACGUCAACCAUACCGAGCAGGCCGUAUUCGGCGAAAAGUCCAACGAUGCUGCCUAUCGACGAGAGGCUGUGGUCCGUGAGCUGGUCGAAACGGAGGAAGAGUUCGCCAAGGACCUGCAGCAGGUCGUCGACAACUACCUCAAGUACAUCGACAACAAGGACAACAAGGUGCCGCGGGUGGUGCGCGAUCAUAAGGAUGACAUCUUCAACAACUUCAAGCAGAUUGCGGACUUUCACAACACGGUACUGAUCGAGGGUGUGAAGUACUACGCAAACAAUCCGAAGAUGAUCGGCAAAACGUUUCUACGGCUCGAGCGUGACUUUGACAAGCACGUCAAGUACUGCCGGGAUGCACCGGUUGCCCAGGAGUUCCUUGCGUCAAACGAUGCGAUCCGAGACUUCUUUAUGGAGCUCUCGGCGAAAAUCGACGACGAUAAAAGUCUCACCGAGCAUCUGAAGCUACCGAUUCAGCGUAUCAACGAUUACAAACUUCUCUUCAAGGAACUGCUCAAGUACUCGACCGCACUCGGUGAGAAUGUGCUCGACAUCCAGAAGGCGCUCGAGCUGAUGCUAUCGGUGCCGAGCCGAGCGGCCAACAACAAAUUCCUCGAGGGUAUCGAAGGAUUCCGAGGCAAUCUGCAGAAGCUGGGCCGUGUGCUUGCCCACGAGUACUUUGGCGUGCGGGACCGGGAGAACAAGAUCAAGGAGCGCUACCUGUUCCUGUUCAAGUCACGCAUCCUCGUCACCAAGGUGAAGCGCCUGUCGGACGAUCGAUCGAUCUUCAUCCUGAAGGACAUCGUGCGGCUGCCGGACUGUGAACUGCGGGACAUCGAUACGCGUGCGUUCGAACUAGUGCCGAAGGCGAAAGGGGCCGAUCCGGUCCAUCUGAUCGCUUACUCGGAAGAGGCGAAGCAGCGCUGGAUCUACGAGAUCAACGAGUACGCGAGCAAUGCGGUCGCACUGCAGGAACACUCGAACGAUGAUCUGCGGCUCGAUCCGACCCAGACCAACAUUGACGAAAGCAUCAUCAAGCUGCCGCAACGCAUCGAAGCGCACAAGACGGACGAAAACAUCAAACCGUCGGACAUUGCGGACAGCUACGUCGUGUUUAAGCACAAAACGAGCCGCGAUGAAUCGCACCAAGCGCUGCAAAAGAUCCAGUACCUUCAGCAGCAGCAACAGCAACAUCUACCGCAGCAGCUCGCCGACCAACAAAUGGCGUCCGAAGAGCUCGAGGAGGAGGAAAAAUCUGCUUCGGUGCAGGAACGGUUGGCCGCAUUCGAGGUGAAGAAAUCGGCCAAAAAGCUUGACCUAACGCACACCAAGCAGGAAAGCGUCGUUACCUCGUCGACCGUUGUGCAGCAGUCGGAAUCGAAGUCUGCCUCUGUCGCUACGGCCUCCGUUACCGUUAAGGAGGAACAGCACGAAGCGCAACGUUCCGUUGCCGUGAAACGCACCCAAGCGGUCCAGCUGGAAAGUGUUACGAAGAGCAGCAAGUCCGAAAGCAAGUCCGUUUCCAUGUCGUCAACCUCAUCGGCGAGCUCGACCACCACCACCACCAGCUCAAGUUCAGCACAAGAAUCGGUUGCUGCGAUCGAAACGGCAGCUGAAACUCAUCAAACGCAGCAGCAGCUGCUCGAACAGCAGAACAAGAUUAAGCAGAUCGAAUCGAAGUACGCCGCGCUGAAGCAGAAACAGCUGGAGCAAAAGUCGGACAUCGUGGACGCAAAGUUCCAGAUUGUCGAAUCAAAGUUUGCAGCGCUCAAGCAGAAGCAGGAACUGCUGCUGCAGGAGCAGCAACAGCAGGUUACUACUACGACCACCACCGUUACGACGAAGCAACAGCAGCAGAGCGCUCAGCAGGUUGAAGCUGCAUCGAAGAUCCAGCAGAUCGAGUCGAAAUAUGCCGCCCAGAAGCAGGGUGAAGAGGCUGUGUCGAAGAUUCAACAGAUCGAAUCUAAAUAUGCCGCCCGCAAAUCAUCGCUUAGCGGUGCCUCUGGUGAGGAGGCGGUCAAACAAAGUGUCGAGUCCUCCAAGCAAGCUACUGCAGCGGUUCAAGAGCAACAAAAAACCACCGUGUCGUCUGUGACUGUAGAAACGGCGCAGGAACCGCUUUCUAAGCUUCAGCAGCUUGAGUCAAAGUAUAACGCUCACAUCCAGCAAGCGAAGGAACUUAUUAAUGAGUCUGUAGAAGCCGCUUCUACUACUCUCCUAACCAGCUCUACUGCUGAGACGAAACCUGAAACUCCCGAUUCUCCGCAAACGGAAUCACUUUCGAAGAUUCAACAGAUCGAAUCGAAGUACGCUGCGCUGAAGGCACGCCAGCAGCAACAACUGCAGGAAAUCAAAACUGCCGAAUCGACGACGGAAACGACUGUAGUACAGCAGCAAAGCCAACAGGAAAGUCAGCAGCAAACCUCCGCCGAGGAACCACAGUCAAAGAUCGCUCAAAUUGAGGCCAAGUACGCGUUCAAGAGACAGCAAUCCCAGAACGCUGAAGAUUACGCAAGUUCGAAGCUACCGGUUCCGGUCAAAAAGGAGGAACAGCAGGUAGCUAAGACGGAGCAGGUCACGAAAACUGCCGAAGUCAAGCAAUCGGAAACGGUUGUCAAUAAGGCUGUGGAAGUCACAAAAACGCAGGAAGCAACAACUAAGGUCGAACAGGUGGCCAAGGUUUCGGAAACGAAAAAGAAGAUCCCGGAACCGAUUAAGCUUCCCGAGCAGACGACUAAAACGGCGAGCGAUAAGGGUCCGGAUUCGCCGAAGAAAGGCAAGUCACCGAAAACACCGAAAUCGCCGUCACCGAAAAAGGAGGACGCCGCUCCAUUCAAGACGCCAGCAAAGGUUGCCGAACCGGCUAAGGUUCCUGAACCGGUAAAAUCGGUGAAGCCUGUUGAAGUUACAGAACCGGCGAAGGCUGUAAAGUCUGUUGAACCAGUAAAGGCGCUGGAGCCUGUUAAGCCUGUUGAGGUAUCGAAAGCAACUGAAACGGCCAAGCCUAUAAAGCCUGCUGAACCAGCGAAGGCUCCUGAAGCAGCUAAACCUGUGAAGCCAGUUGAACCGACGAAGACACCUGAGCCAGCUAAGGCUACGAAGCAGGCAGAACCGGCGAAGGCUCCCGAACCAGCGAAGGUACCAGAGCCAGUCAAAGUUACCAAACCAGCUGAGCCAGCCAAGACUCCCGAACCAGCUAAGAUUGUUAAACCUGCUGAGCCUGCGAAGGCACCUGAGCCAGCCAAGAAGCCUGAGGAACCGAUCAAGACUCCUGAGCCAGCUAAAGUAACCAAACCUGCUGAGCCAGCCAAGGUUCCUGAACCAGCUAAGACUCCGAAGCCUGCUGAACCAGCCAAGGCUCCAGAGCCUGUUAAAGUCACUAAACCAGCUGAACCAGCGAAGGCUCCUGAGCCUGUUAAGACCGCGAAGCCAGCUGAACCAGCGAAGGCUCCUGAGCCCGUUAAGACCGCGAAGCCAGCUGAACCAGUGAAGGCUCCUGAACCCGCCAAGACUGUUAAGCCGGUCGAGCCAUCGAAACCAGCUGAGCCAGCCAAGCCCAUCGAGGCACCAAAACCAACCGAACCGACAAAGACUCCUGAACCGGUUAAGUCAGUUAAGCCAGAACCGGCUAAACCUGCCGAACCGGCAAAGCCCUCUCCACCAACGAAGAUUCCGGAGCCUACAAAGCAGGCGAAACCAGCAGAACCGACUGCCAAGCCAACUGAGCAAGCUAAAGCUCCCGAGCCAGCGAAGAAAGUGGCGUCCGAACCUGCAAAUGUUCCAGAACCUGUGAAAGCUCCCGAGCCGAUCAAAAAACCUGAAACUCCGAAACCGGUGAAGGAACCACCAAAGAUGCCGGAACCAACCAAGAAGGCACCGUCUCCGAAGAAGGCAUCCCCACCGCCCAAGGUAACCGAACCCAAGAAGGCAUCGGAACCGGAAAAGAAACCGACCGAACCAACCCCGAAACCGGCACCGGAAAAGAAGACUGAGUCCGUGAAGUCCGUGGUGGAAAAGAAGACUGAAACGACGACCGUUCAGAAGAAGGCUAGUGAGAGUGUCAAGAAGGUAGAGACUGUUACGACUAGGAAAGCGGAUACCGCACGUGCAACAGGUCGCGCUACACCUGCGGCGGUGUCCGACGAACCGGACGCGUCCGUCGAAGGCGUCGUCGAGCAAAAGUCGCGCGAGGAAGCGCUCAACCGCAAGCUAGAGGAAAUAUACGCCCGCGAAAAGGCGGCCCUAGCUGAGGCGAAGCGUGUGCGCGAGCUUGAGGAGCAAGAAAUCCGGCGCAAGUUCGAGCAGCGCAGCAUCCGCGAGAUACAGCAGAUAAAGGAAACGGCUUCGGAGUUUUUGCAGCAGAUUGCCGCAACUAGGAACCUCGUCCAAUCGGUACUGGAGACAAGCACCGAGCCAAGACUUCCGCAAAUAAGUCAAGCGGCCACCAGCACUACCACAGGUGGUGAGGGUAAUAACACGCAACCCAGCUCCGGUUCGAACGAGCAAGGUUCGAACGAUCAAUCGGCCGGUCAGGAGCAAGCGGGUGCAGGUAAUCAGGGAGGUCAGGAAGCUUCCUCAGGAGAGCAAGGUUCCGCCAACAACAACGGUAACAACGGUAACAACGGUAGCAACGGUGACGAGCGCGAGGACAAGAAGCGUACUCCACCACCAUUACAGUUGCCCACGUUCUUUGAUCCACCGCCGCCGCCCGUCUACCAGGCCACGAUCGAGGUGUUCAUCAAGAAGGAGCGUCCACCGCCACCACCGCCACCAAAGAUUACCCGCAAGCUGGUCGUCAAUACGGACGAGCUAGAGCGCAAAACGCAGGCCUUCUUUGACGGGGAAAUUAACGAGCCCGAUCCGGACUUUUCCAUUGCGGCCGCCCACCGUAAGCUGAAGGGCAUCAAGAGCAUCUGCAAGAAGGCGGACGAAACCGUGCUGUACGCGGAGGACACGAUCGUGAAGGCGGAGCAGGGCGAGUUCGAUAGCAUUAUCAUCCCCGAGCAGGAGGAAGACAAACGUCCCCGAGAACCGGUGUACGAGUAUCAGUACACGGUUGAGGAUCCGGUCACUGGCGCUCGCGUUUGCACUGCCGAUCCGAACGUGGUGCUGAUCGAGAAGGAGCUACGGAUGGAGGAUCAGUACGGUUCGGCGCAUUCGCGCUACUCGUCAUCGCGGCUGUCGUCGCGCAAGAGUCAACUCACUGAAGCUCAAGAGAGAGAACUAGCUGCGAUAGAGACGCGCCACGACUCCAAGAUGUCGACGACCAACACGAAGAAGAUCCGUGUACCGACCAACAUACGGCCGCACUUCAUCAAACCGAUCCGUGGUCUCACUGUGGAGCCGGGUGAGAAUGCCAAGUUCACGGUGCAAGUGGACGAGAUGUCCAACAUGCAAUGGUUGAAGGAUAACAAGCCGCUAGAUGACCGUCUGGCCGACCGUGUGAUCACGAAGGAGAACGACGAUCUGUCGUACACGCUCGAGAUUCAGCACUGUCGCGAACAGGACAGUGGUAUCUACACUGCCCGGGCCAUCAACGGCACUGAGAAUGCCUCCUGUACGGCACAGCUCAUCGUCGAAACUCUGACACCAGAACAGCGUAAGGCUAUGUCGGAAUCCAACUCGCCGGUGUUCUCCGUCCAGCUGAAGGAUACCGAGGUCAUCGAGAAGACCUACCUUACCUUCAUGGUGAAGGUGAAGGGCGAUCCCGCGCCGAAGGUUCGAUUCUGCAAGGAUGAUAAGGAAAUUCUAGACACCGACAAGCGCAUGAAGAUUAACCGCGACCAUGCGGAAACCGGAUUCUACGAGCUGAUCAUACCGGAGGUGCACAAGGGCGACUGCGGCGUGUACUCCUGCACCGCCUGGAACAAGUUCGGUACGACGAAAACCGAGGCCCAGCUGCUGGUCGCCGACCAGCUCGAUCUGUUCUCCGAGCUCGACAAUCUGGACGACAAGACCAAGUUUGUGUGGAAGAAGAACGGCGUCGCGUUCGAUCCGGAGGAGCGCUUCAAGGUGCUGAUGGCGGAUGAUUCCGACUCGCUGGCGCUUGUCUUCCAGCACGUAAAGCCCGAAGAUGCUGGACUUUACACUUGUGUUGCCGCGACAUCCUCGGGUAAUAUCCAGUGUAGCGCUGAACUCACCGUUCAGGGACAAGUGAACCAGCUCAUACAGGAACCAUCCAAGCCGCACCUGGAGGUCGAGUCGAAGGAAGCGCUGGCCCGAAUCGGCGGCAAGGCGCUGCUCGAGAUGAAGGUCAAGGGCUAUCCGAAGCCGGAGAUCGUUUGGCGCCACGAGGGUACGAUCAUCGAGCCCGGUGGUCGGUACAAGUUCCUCUACGAGGAUGCCGAGUCAGUGUCGCUCGUCAUCAAGGACGUGCAACCGUCGGAUGCGGGCGCCUACUCGAUCGUGGCCCAGAACGAGCUCGGCGAAGACUCCACGUUCAUUAACCUGGUCGUGAAGACGCCUCCCACCAUCACGAAACCGCACGAUAUGGCUGCGAUGGUGAACGAACAGUACAAGAUGUCGAUCGAGGUCAAUGCCGUGCCGGCCGCGACCGUGCGCUUCUUCCGCAACGGCAAGGAAAUCCGCGAGGACGACCGUAUCAAGUUCCUUACCGCUGAGAACUACUACAUCAUCAAGUUUAACCACACCACAUUGGAGGACGCUGGCAACUAUUCGAUCAUUGCAAUGAACGAAAUCAGCCAGGCGUCCGAGUUCUGGGAGUUUACCAUCAACUCCCCACCACGAACGACCCUGCACCUGCAGGACGAAACGAUCGUCAACGAGAAGGAGGACAUCGAGCUGGUCGUGAAGGCCGAGAGCAACCCGGCCCCGAUCGUGCGCUGGUACAAGGACGGCAAGGAGGUGGUGGCCGACGGCAAGCGUGUCGUCAUCAUCGCCGAGGACGGCCGAUACGUGCUGAAGAUCCAUGCUGCUAACCGCGACGAUACCGCACUCUACACGGCCGACAUCAUCAACGACUACGGCACGGUGACGGAGAAGUCGCAGGUGAACGUGAGCACCAAGUCGAAGGUGCGCGAACAGCUGACCGCCAUCACCUGCAAGGAGGGCGAAACGAAUGUUGUGCUCGAGGUGAAGGCGGACGGCUAUCCGCGCCCGAAGGUGCAGUGGUACAUAGACGAUGUGGAGAUUACCGAGUCGCGCAACGAGUACAAGUUCCAGGAGGACGGUCUGUACUAUCAGCUCGUGCUGAAGGAGGUGAAGGCCGAGCUGCAGGGUGUGUACAAGGCGAAGUUCACGAACGAGCUUGGCUCGGACGAGACGAGCGCCAAGACGACGGUACAGUGUUCGCCCAAGGUACGCAAACCGCUGGUCGACACGGAUGUGGACGAGAACACCACGCUCACGCUGGAGGUCGAGAUCUACGCGGAGCCGGUACCGGAGGUGACCUGGUUCAAGAACGGUCAACCGAUCCAGACCGACGCUCGGUUGACGAUCAAGCGUGAUUCGCAGCGCGUCGAGAACUACACGCUCUCGCUGACGAUGGUGCGUGGCGCGGAUUCGGGCGAUUACGAGGUGCGGGCUGUCAACUCCAUGGGAACUGCCACUACCAAGGGCCGAGUCGUUGUUCAAAAGGCCAUUGUAGCGAGCCCGGGAGAGAAUGCCGAAGCCCACCGUAUGAUAAGUGAGUGUAUGAAGAUCGGUCAGCACGGUGAGACGAUCAUGGUGUCCGUGUGUACCGAGGAAAGCCACGCAGCAAUAGUGACAGGGCCGGAAGAAUCACACUCCAUACAUCAGAUGCGCGCCACAACGGUUAUCUUCGAGGAGGACAGUGGUUCACCGAUCGAGGUGAUGCAGAAGAUCAUCUACCCGAACAAACCACACGCAUCCGCACUGCACGUGGAAGAGAUCGACACGAUCACGUUUACCUCGCCGGAACAGAAACGUCAGUAUCAAUCGCAACUGUCAGCAAACGAAGGCUCCCGAACCGUUAUCGAAGAGAUCGAAUCGGACAAUGAAACAGCGACGAAGGGUAAACUGUCGCGUGGUGUAUCGAUCACAUCCGCUUCCGAGGAUGAACUACUCCCGUCGCGUCAAAACAGUCGUGUCGGUGUGGAGAGUGAGCUCACGAAACCAACAAACGCAACGCUCGAGACGAGUGAGCUCGGGAAAGAAAAUGUGUCCCAGGAGUCGUUCGAUGCAAAGCAGGAGAAGCUAACGAUGGAGGAUGUUCCAGACUCUCCACGCAAGGGUAACCUGCUCGAGACGGGAGUCUGUGAGGAGCGAACUGGCCGGAAGUCGAUCGAAAAGAAGGUAUCGUUUGAGGAUGACCUACCCCAACAGGGUAAAUCGCUUGAAAGGCAAGAGCUUACCGAGAGUGAACCAGACCAACCGGAACCGGUACAGGAAGAACCGGUCGAGAAGCGGACGGCUAGCCAGAAGGCUCUUGCUAAGGAACCGAUCGUAGACGGUACAGUGGAGGAGUGCGUGGAAAAAGCUGUAACGAAAGAUCCACAGGAACCGGCCCGGCCUGAAGCAUCGCCGGAGAUCCUGAAGACGGAUAUUGCGGACGUGACGACGUUCGACUCGCUGCCACUGAUCUGGACGGUGGAAGCCGACGGUAUUCCGCGCCCGGAGGUAUCCUGGUACCAUAACGAUGAGCUGGUGAAGUCUAGCGAUCGUAUCCGCAUUACGGACUCGGGUACUUCGUACAAAAUCGAGAACCGUGACGUGAAGGAGGCGGACGCUGGCGAAUGGAAGGCCGUAGUAAAGAACCGCAUCGGCGAAAAGUCUCUGCCAGCGAAGCUGACCGUUAUUCCUUGCAAGGAAUAUCGUCGCCCGAAGUUCAUGAAGGGUCUGGAAAACAUUUCCGUCCACAAGAACGAACCGGUGUCGCUUACCGUAACGCUCACGUCGGACCCCGAGCCGGAGAUUACCUGGCUGCAGAACGGAACCGAGGUUAAGGCCGACGACUUCAUCCAGAUGAAGACGGAGAUCAAGGAGCUAGAGUACAACCUGAAGGAAAUCACGUACACGCUGCAGAUUGAUCAGGCCCGUCACUACGACACCGGUGACUACACGUUCCAGGCGAAGAACAAGUACGACAUCAGCGAAUCGAACGGCCGGUUGGAUGUGUUGCUGAAGCCGGAGAUUGAAAACUUCCACGACACCACGGUGCUACCGUUUACGCAGGGCGUGUUCCAGGUGUUGGUUAAGGCAAAUCCGAAACCGAAGGUUACCUGGACGAAGGAUGGGCUUAAUCUGUGCAACAACGACAAUUGCGAUGUGAUUGCCGACAUUGAGAAGGAGGUUUACACACUCGUGAUCGAAUCUUGCGCUCUUGCCGAACACGGCACCUACACGCUGACGGCGUCGAAUGCUCAGGGUGAAACUGUGGCAACCGCUAAGCUCAACGUGCACACCGAGAAGCCCAAGUUCACCAAGGAACCGGACUGUCUUACCGUGCACGAUUGGGCCGAUGUCUACAACAAGGUGCUGGUGCAGGGUGUUCCACGUCCAGCUAUUCAAUGGCUGCACAACGGAACACCGCUCGAUACGCAAGAGAUCGAUGAGGAAUCGCAGGAACCGAAGAUCAAGAUCGUCACGUCGGGCGAUACGGAGGUGACGAGCGAACUGUUCAUCACGCACUUCGGACCCGAGCUGCAGGGCGAAUAUUCCUGUCUGGCGACUAGCAUCGGUGGCGAAACCGAGGCCAAGUUUAACAUUCAGGUCAAGAACGAACAGCCCGUGUUUGGUAAGGGACUCGAUCGGUCUUUGGACCUGGAGGAGGAUGAUCGUUUGGAGCUGCGCUGCAUCGUCGAUGGUAGCCCACUGCCAAGGAUGACCUGGUACAAGGAUUCCAACGAAAUCAAGGCUGAUGAUCAUGUUAAGAUCACCUACGGCCAUGAUGGUAUCUGUCGUCUCGUGAUCGACAACGUCCUGCCAGGAGAUAGCGGUUGCUACAAGUUGGUGCUCUCCAACAAGAGUGGCGACAUUACUACCCAAUGCUGUGUUGCCAUCACUCCGAAGCAAAAGCCUCCGGUAUUUUUGCGCCCUCUGCAAGACCAUAAGCUCACCGUUGGCGAUACGCUGCAUAUGGAGGCCGAAAUUGCCGGCUUCCCGAUGCCCGAGGUGCGCUGGUUCAAGGAUGGACUGCCGCUGCGUCAGACGCGCGGCAUCAACUUCAUCAACCAGCCGGAUGGUCUGAUCGGGUUCAUCAUCGAUCGCGUUACGGCUGAGGAUGGUGGCAUCUACACGUGCGAGGUGAAGAACAAGAACGGUGAAGCGAAGUCGGCCUCGCUGACGGAGAUUGUACCGAAGGGCAAGAAGCCCCAGUUCGUCAGUGAGCUGAUGAACGUUAACAUCGUUGAGGGCUUCCCGGUCAAGCUGAACGUCAAGGUGAUCGGUUACCCGCAGCCUUCGGUCAAGUGGACGCACAACGGUACGCUCGUGUCCGGUGAUCGGUACAAGCUUACCGAGGAAUCCGAGGGUGCUUUUACGCUUGCGCUGGACAAGAGCACCGGUACUGACUGUGGCGAAUAUCAGGCAAUCGCAACGAACGAUCAUGGAGAAACGAUCAGUGCCGCCACUGUAAACAUUCUGCCAACGACCGAUCCUUCACUGCCCGAGGAACCGCCAAGCUUCCUGGGAGGCCUGCGCGACAUUACCGCCGACGAGGGUAAGGAGCUUACGUUCUCGGCCCGCUUCGCCGGCAACCCAGCACCGGAAGUUAUCUGGACCAAGGAUGGUGAGCCACUGCAACCGACCGGCCGUGUGGCGGUGACGUGCGAUGGCAAGAGCGUUGGGCUGACCAUUACGCCCGCGGAAAUGUCCGAUUCGGGCGAGUACGCUUGUCUGAUGGCGAACCCGCUCGGCGAAACGGAAACGCGUGCCUCGGCCAUCGUGCGCAAGGUGUUCCAGAAGCCGAACUUUGUCUAUCCAUUCACCGACAUGCAACAGUUGCCAGGAUUGGAGGCUAAGUUCCCGGCGAAGCUGGUCGGUGUACCGCGUCCCGAGGUUCAAUGGUACAAGAACGAAUCGCCCAUCCACGCUGGCGAUCGGUACAAGAUGAAGUACGAGGGCGAUUGUUGCUGUCUGUACAUUAAGGAGUGCGAACCGGAAGACACCGGUCUGUACUCGUGCACUGCAACGAACCGCGAGGGAAGCAGCACCAUCGAGGCUAAGCUGGAUGUCGUCACCAGAAUUGAGAAGCGCGAUGAACCAACGCCACCAUCGUUCAUGAAGAAGCUCAACGACAUGACGCUGCUGGACGGCAUGAAGGCUAAGUUGACCGUGUGCGUCGAUGGCUUCCCAAUGCCAACCGUCGAAUGGAUCCGCGACGGGCGCCGUCUCGUGCCGAGCGAGAAGUACCGUAUCGAGGCAGAAAAGAAUGGUCUCGCACGGCUCAUUGUGGACGAUGUGCAGGAGGAAGAUCUCGGCCGGUACAGCUGCAAGGCGGUGAACAACCUUGGCGAAGCUAUCUGCCAUGCUAACCUGAAGUUCGAACCGUCCGACUACCGCCCGCGCCGUCGUUACGUGAAGGGCAAGGGCAAGGAUCUGCUCCACACGCCACCAUACCCACUGACGGAGAAACCAAUCAUCUCGAAGCUGUCCGACCGUCGACUUACGCUCUCGUGGCGUCCCUCGAUGACGACCGUUCCCCGCUACCCGGUUACCUAUCAGCUGGAAAUGAUCGAACUGCCGGACGGUGAAUGGCACACGACCCGGUCGGGUAUUCGUGGCUGUUCGUGCGAGGUCCGCAAUCUGGAACCGUUCCGUGAGUACAAGUUCCGCAUCCGCGUCGAGAAUCUGUACGGUGUGAGCGAUCCUAGCCCGUACGUGCAGACGUACCGCCAGAAGCUGGAACCGGAACCGCCGGUGUUCUAUCCUUACCUCGGACCGGGACGUGACUUCCGCCCGGAUACGUCCUCAUUCUAUCCGCGCGAUUUCGACGUAGAACGUCCGGGCCAUCGUCACCAGGCGCAGGCGCCGGAGUUCCUUCGCCAGGAGCGCCCGGUACAGUACGGUACGAAGAAUCACAACGUCAGCCUGUUCUGGUUCGUGUACGGCUAUCCGAAGCCUACAAUGACGUACUACUUCAAUGAUCAGAUCAUUGAGGCGGGCGGUCGUUAUAGCUUCAGCUACACACGCAACGGACAGGCGACGCUGUUCAUCAACCGUAUGACCGAUCGGGACGUGGGUGUUUACGAGGCGGCCGCUACGAACGAGCACGGAACGGUGCGCCAGCGGGUCUGCCUGGAGCUGGGCGAAUAUCCGCGGUUCCUGCAGCGUCCGGAGGAGGUGUUCAUUAUGGGCCGUCGUUCGGGACGCGUGGAGGCCAAGAUUACCGGUGUUCCGUUCCCGGACAUCAAGUGGUACAAAGAUUGGCAACCGAUUCACGAAUCUUCUCGCAUUAAGAUGAUCUUCUACGAGCCGGAUACUUGUGUGUUGCUGCUGACCGAUGCGAUCAAGAAGGAUGAGGGACUGUACUCGAUCAGCGCUCGCAAUGCGAUUGGUUCGAUCAGCUCGUCCGUGACGGUGCACGUCGAGGACAACGAGGAAGACUACGUGUACAAUGCGCACCACCGUACGCCGUACGUGCGUGCCCGCAACAAGGUCUACCAGGACUUCUACGAUCUGGGUGAUGAGAUUGGACGUGGCACACAGGGUAUCACGUACCAUGCGACGGAUCGCUCCAACGGUCGCAACUUUGCCGCCAAGAUCAUGUACGGCAGUCCCGAUCUGCGUCCGUUCAUGUUCAACGAGGUGGACAUCAUGAACGUACUGAACCACCGCAAGCUGAUCCGACUGCACGAUGCGUACGACAUAAACCGCUCGAUCACGCUCAUUCUCGAGCUUGCGUCCGGUGGUGAGCUGGUGCGUGAUAAUCUGCUCAAGUACGAUUACUACACCGAGCGGCAGAUUGCGAUCUACGUGUACCAGGUGUUGCUUGGACUGGAGCAUAUGCAUACGCGUGGCAUUGCGCACAUGGGCCUAACAAUCAAGGAUCUGUUGAUUGCCCAUCCGGGCAGCGAUAAUCUGAAGAUCUGUGACUUUGGACUGGCUCGGCGCAUUGAGGACGAUAAGCUGUACACGCUCGACUACGGUAUGCCGGAGUUUAUCGCACCGGAAGUUAUUAACCGGUGUGGCGUCGGGCUUGGACAGGACAUGUGGUGCGUCGGUAUCAUCACGUACAUUCUGCUCGGUGGCGUCAGCCCGUUCCUGGGUCGUAACGAUCGUGAAACGCUGACCCGCAUCAAGGAGGGCAAGUGGACGUUCAUCGGUUCGGUUUGGGAGAACAUUUCGACCGAAGCGCGUGACUUCAUUACCCGGCUGCUGGUGUACGAGGAGAAGCAUCGUAUGACGAUCCGGGACGCGUUGAACCACUCCUGGUUCGAUGUGAUCUACCGUCGAACGUUCGAGGAGUACCAGAUUGGUACGGAUCGGUUGCGCAGCUACUACUACCACUACCGCGACUGGUACACGAAUGCGUCCUGCCGCACCUGGUACCGUCGCCGGCCGCUGAUGAGCUGCUUCGACCAUCCGUCGCGCAUGGUGUACCCGCCGGGCAUUAUUUUCACGCCCGAAGGUACGCCGCCACCGAUGCAGGUCGACGAUAUCCCGCACAAGCGCAAGAAGUGGGAGGAGUACGUGUCGAAGGACAACCAUCCGGAUUACGAGACGGCAUCGUUCAAGUCGGAAAGCCACUACCAGUACGGACCGGACACGUAUCUGCUGCAGCUGCGCGAUACGACCUUCCCGUGCCGUUUGCGCGAGUACAUGAAGAUCGCCAAGCACCGUUCGCCGAGCUUGGUGUCGGACUCGAACUACGAUGGAAGUCUGCCCAUCAUUCGCGAGCGUCGUCGCUUUACGGACGUAAUGGAUGAGGAAAUCGAUGACGAGCGUCGCAGCCGCAUCACGCGCUACGGAACGGACGAUAGCAUUACGGUAACGCGCCGUCUCCGUAACGAGGUCGGAACGCGGUUGGGAUCGUACGCCGAAGCAGAAGCGCUGAUUGAGUGCAAGCGCGAAGGUCAGCCACCGUUCUUCCGCGAGAAGCCACAAACGAUCGCGAUCCGCGAAGGUGAACCGAACCAGAUCAUUUGCUACGCCGUCGGUGAUCCGAAACCAUCGGUCACCUGGUUCCGCAACGAUAUGGUCAUCACCGACACCAACCGCAUCAAGGUGUUGGACGAUGUGGACGGCCGCUCGGUGAUCCAGUUCCAUCCGGCCACGCACAACGACGUCGGUGUGUAUAAGGCGGUCGCAAGCAAUCGCAUUGCCAAGACGGUGUCCCGCUGUCGGGUCGUGAUUGCCGUUAUUCCGGACGCACCCGAUGCGCCGGAUGCCGUCGCGGUGAGCGACACGGAAGUGUUGUUGCGCUGGAAGCAACCGCGCAGCGACGGUAACUCGCAGGUGAUCUGCUACAGUCUGGAGCAGAAGGAGCACGGCAAGGUCGAUUGGGUGGAUGUGGCGUGCAAUAUCGAUCACGAGUUCUUCCUGGUGCACGAUCUGCGCCCGAACGUUGGCUACCAGUUCCGGCUGGCCGCGUACAACCGCAUCGGCUGGAGCGAUCGUGGUCUGCCGACGAAGACCAUCACGACGCUGGAGUCGGGCGCACCGAAGAUUCAGAUCACGCGUGCCAUGAAGCAUCUGCAGCAGCUGACGGAGUCGGGCCAGCAGGUCGGUCCAGAGGAGCGCACCGGGCGGUUGGAUUACAGCUACGAAAAGACACCGCUCAAGUGGAGCAUCGAGGGUAACUACAACGAGAAGUACACGUUUAUGUCGGAGAUGUCCCGCGGACGGUUCUCCAUUGUGGUGAAGGGUCUGGAGAAGGCUACCGAUAAGAUUGUGGUGGCCAAGAUCUUCGAGCUGGGUGACGAGCGUGCAGCCGAAGCGGUCGAGCGUGAGUUUGAUGUGCUGCGCACGCUGCGCCACGAACGCAUCGCUGCCCUGUUGGCUGCGUUCCGCCCGAAGAACACGUCCAUUGCCGCGCUGGUGAUGGAGAAGCUGCAGGGUGCCGAUGUGCUGACGUAUCUGAGCAGCCGCUCGGAGUACAGUGAGCAGAUUGUGGCUACCAUCGUGAACCAGGUGCUGGAUGGUUUGCAGUACCUGCACUGGCGUGGCGUCUGCCAUCUGGACCUGCAGCCCGACAACAUUGUGAUGGCGUCGGUGCGUCAGGUUAACAUCAAGCUGGUGGACUUCGGUUCCGCCCAGUACGUAUCCAAGCUCGGCACGAACGUUACCCGUUCGGGUUGGUUGGACUUUAUGCCACCGGAGGUCCUGAACGAUGAGCCAGCCCUGCCACAGACCGACAUCUGGACGGUCGGUUGUUUGACGUAUCUGUUCCUGUCGGCCACCAGUCCAUUCCGUGGCCAGGAUGAGGCAGAAACUCGGGCCAACAUUAGCUUCGUGCGCUACCGCUUCGAGAACCUGUUCAAGGAGGUGACCGCCGAAGCGACGCGCUUCCUGAUGCUGAUCUUCAAGCGUGCACCAAACAAACGUCCCACGGUCGAGGAGUGCUUCGAUCACCGCUGGUUGGUACACACCGACUUCAUGACGAAGAAGCGCGAGAGGGCAAUCUUCCCUGGCAACCGUUUGAAGCAAAUCUCCGAAGAGUAUCAUACGAUGAAAACGAACGAAGCCACCAAGUCGGAGACGAUCUCCAACUUUGGUGGACAAUCCCCACGCCAGCUGUUGCGCUCCAACAGCAUCCAGGAGGAGCUGCUUACCACGUUCUAACCGCCAUCUUUGCUAAACCCAACCCCUCUCCCCUCCCCAUCAUGGUCUCCUACCUCCUAUCAGCAAGGUGUGCGUUCUGUUUCAGCGUUUGAUUGAUUUGCUUGCUUACCGUCCGCCAUGUUCUACUGGAAGAACAAAAAAAAGCGUCCCAUUUUGUUGCUAUUUCAUUCGAAACUGUAAAUAGCACCCCCGGACAAGAUUUUCUAGUGGGCCAUUAUUUUAGUAGAAGAUGGUCUCCAUCACACCACCAUCAAUGGCCUUGUUUGACAUUGAUGGGGGCGUUUGGUGUUUUGGGGUGACUCUGUUUCGGUUUAUUAGUAGCUUUCACUGUCGAGUUUUUUUGUGCUCCGUUUUAUUUUUUAUUUUUUUGCUCGCCAUUCAAGAAAGAGUACUUCUAAACGAACGAUCAAGAAAACCGAAAAUUUGCAAAACAGGUGUCCAAACACUUGACCAAAAAAAAAAAAUGCAACGAUUUAAAUACAAUCAAGUUCUCUCUAUAUAUAUAUACAUCGUUUAUACACGCGACACACGCACACACACAUUUUGCCGGUAUGUGAUGGGAGAGCUUGGGCAUGGACCGCGUAACCCCGGGGGAUCUUUUUUUAUAUGACUUUUUUAACCGCAAAACCAAA